ACGCAUGCGUGGUAGUGCAUCCAGUCCGAGGAGGCCGGUAGUUGGGGUCGGCUGGCGGGAGGUCUGGGGCUGGGUGGCGAUGGCCAGACCACAGUUGGCAGAAGACAUGGGCACGGAUGAACAUGUGAGGGUCACAUCUCAGAAGAAACCAGGCUUCCUGGAUCGUCUCGGCGAGACCACGGGGGGAAUGCUGGUGGGAUUGGCAGCCUUCCUGCUCUCCUUCUACCUCCUCUUCACAAAUGAAGGAAGGUGUGUGCGGACACAGAAGUCCCUGGACGAGGGCCUCUCCCUCGUUGUCCACUUGAACGAUAUCUAUAGCCCAACGCCGCUGAAUGACGGGAAGCUGGUGCACUUGAUUGGACCUCUCAUGACGACACAGCCCCUUUACGAUCCAAACUACGGCAUCUCGCUCCACGUGGUGAAGCUGCAGCGGCGGGUCGAGAUGUACCAGUGGGUGGAAUAUGGCGACUCGAGGGAUUACGAAGAGAAUGGUGAAAAGAAGACAGAGACCCGCUAUUCGUACGAUACCGAGUGGAAGUCUGAGGUUGUCAGCAGUAGGAACUUUGAUCGGGAAGUUGGACACAAGAAUCCAAGUUCCAUGGCCGUUGAAUCGCUCACAGUGGUGGCUCCUGUCGUUAACCUGGGCAACUUCUACCUCUCCAAAGGACUAAUUGAGAAAAUUCAGAGCUUUAAGAAGAUGCCACUGAGCAAGUUUGAGGCCCCCCAUGCGGAUAUCACUGUGCUGGAUGAUUACUUCUACCACAGCAGAAACCCCAGGAGCCCAGAGGUUGGGGAUGUCCGUGUGUCCUUCCAUUACGCAGGGCUGAGCGGUCAGUGGUCUUUCCUGGGACCGCCCUACACGGUGACGGUAGUGGCUCGCCAGCAGACCAACGCUCUGGCCGCCUACUCCACGCGGGCGGGGAACCAUCUGGAAAUCCUGUACGAGGAGCAGCUCUCAGCCACGGAGGUGUUUGAGAGGGAACACGCGGCCAACUCCACGCUGACCUGGGCACUGCGAAUCGCCGGCUGGCUGCUCAUGUUCGUCGGCCUCAAGCUGAUGGUCCGUAUCCUGCACACUCUGGUGGACUGGCUGCCGAUUGUCCGUGACCUGGUCAGCCUGGGCCUGACGGUCUUUGCACUGUGCGUGGCCACCUCGCUGAGCUUGCUGACGGUGGCCGUGGGCUGGGUCUUCUACCGACCGCUGCUGGCUCUGCUGUUGACGUUGCUGGCUCUCCUCCCCAUGCUGAUGGCGAAAGCCCGUGACCGGCCCAAGACCUUGUGAGCCCAGCAGCGGUCACUGGCCCGUGGGUCUGCCCACCUCCACCGUGCAGUGUCUCACAGACCCACGGGUCUGGUCUACCAACGCACUUUCUCUGCUGCCGUGUCUAUUACGGGCCCACUGUUCCCAUCCAGCUACACAUCUCCACUGUGCCGUCUCCUCCAUCACAGAUUUGUGAGUCUGGCCCACACACACACACCUCCACCAUGCAGUGUCCAUCACUGGGCCACAGUCCCAUCCGCCUACAUAUCUCCACUGCUGUCGUUUCCUCUGCCACCGGGUGAUCCCGGUAAACCACUAUACCAAGAAAACCUACAACAGUCCCCCUACCUUGAAGCCCCUCGCCCAUAUUCAGUGGCGAAGGGGUCAGGACUGAUCUAUGCUGACCAGGACCACGGGCACCUGUUGUUGUUGUACCGCCGGCUACCAAUGUCCCGGUGACCAUCUCACUCACGAUGCAGGGCAGCUGCCGAGAGUUUGGCACCGUUUGCUUCUUCAUUCGCGUUCCAGUUCUACGAGGGGUUGGGAUAUUAUGGGCAACUUUUCUUAAGAAAAAAAUAAAACAAUCAAUGUA
Messenger RNA from Leucoraja erinaceus (little skate), 1853 nucleotides. RefSeq names its product transmembrane protein 43. The transcript has 13 exons. Bases 5 to 1282 code for a protein of 425 amino acids. NCBI's taxonomy places the organism in Eukaryota, Metazoa, Chordata, Chondrichthyes, Rajiformes, Rajidae. Gene Ontology annotation, cellular component: nuclear inner membrane. The record is from RefSeq and is a predicted model, not a curated record. Gene Ontology annotation, biological process: nuclear membrane organization.